AUGAAGCUUUUCUCCGCAGGAAUCAUUGCCGCCGCUUCGGCUCAAAUGGGCGACAUGGAUAUGGGCGGUAUGAUGGCCCAAUUCAUGCCAAUGGUCGAAGCUAAGUACAACUCCCUCGACCACGAGCAGAUGCACCGAGACUUCAUGGAAGACAACACCGGACUCUUCGAACGAUAUUUUGAGUUCUGCGACAUCGGAGGCGAUGGCGUCCUCACCCCAGAGGAUGAUCUCGCUUGCCGAGAGAAGGCCAUUAAUCUCAUUCAAUCUCGAAUUCCCUUCCCCUUGGACGACAUUGGAGCCAUGGGUCUUCCAAUUGACCAAGCCAGUGCUGUCACCGAAAUGAUCUUCGAAAAGUUCAUUGAUCUCAAUCACGACGGUUCCACCACCCUCGAAGAGCUUCAAAUGGGCGCUUACUGCCUCUUGCGAACUGCUGCGCAGCUUGGUCUUCAAUUUAUGGGCGAUCAAAAUGCUGAACUCCCACGAUCCAUGUUCCCCGACUUCGACGAAAUGUCCGAGCAAGCUCUUGAAGCCAUCAACUCUGAAGAGGCUCAGGUCUACUUCCGAGGUCACCAAGGUCUUUACCAAAAACUCCAACGAACUCUUUCCACCCGAAAGAUCCGAAAAGUGUUUAAAUCCGCUGAUAUCGAUGGAAACAACGCCUACAACGACCGAGAACUCGUCAAGCUUCUCUUCCUUGUUGGCGAAAAAGCCGUUGAGCUCGUUGAGAUGUACCUUGGGAACUAG
Molecule: messenger RNA, 744 nt
Organism: Oikopleura dioica
Lineage: Eukaryota; Metazoa; Chordata; Appendicularia; Copelata; Oikopleuridae
Source: the annotation of a GenBank genome assembly